Labrus mixtus (cuckoo wrasse) is the source of this 1701-nucleotide messenger RNA. It is a transcript of the gene slc19a3b, whose product is annotated as solute carrier family 19 member 3b. The record is from RefSeq and is a predicted model, not a curated record. Bases 161 to 1627 code for a protein of 488 amino acids. Gene Ontology annotation, biological process: transmembrane transport; vitamin transport. Gene Ontology annotation, molecular function: vitamin transmembrane transporter activity. The transcript is spliced from 8 exons. Lineage: Eukaryota; Metazoa; Chordata; Actinopteri; Labriformes; Labridae. Gene Ontology annotation, cellular component: plasma membrane.
GUAUUUUCUAGCUACUGAUGAAUGCCUAACACUCCUAUUGGUGCUUCAGAAAUAUAGGCAAGAGAGUUAGACUUUCAACUAAGUCCAAGUCGUUUAGGUAGAUCACCUGGAAAUUGAAACCAAAGAGGCUCUAUGUGAAAUUCUGAAGAAGAGAAAAAACAUGGGAUUUUUGGCAAAGUUUAAGUCCUCCAGCUGGGCUUAUCCCACUGCAGUCCUGUCACUAUAUGGGUUUUUUGCCAACUGCAGAGUAGCCGAGCCCUUCCUUACACCAUACCUGAUUGGACCAAACAAGAACAUCUCUGGAGAAGUGGUCACAAACUACCUGUUCCCUAUCUGGACGUACUCCUACCUUGCCUUCCUUUUCCCCGUCUUCCUCCUGACUGACUUCCUGAGGCAUAAGCCCCUCAUUAUGGUUCAAGGGUUCUUUCUAGUCACCAACUACGUCCUGCUCUGCUUUGCCCCGGGUCUGCCUGCUAUGAUCUUCCUUCAGGUCAACUAUGCUGUAGUGACUUCCACAGAAGUGGCCUACUUUUCCUAUAUUUACAGUGUGAUUCCAGUUGAAAAUUACCAAAGAGCCACUGGAUACCUGCGCAGUGCCAUGCUGGCUGGAUAUACAAUCGGGGCCAGCCUGGGACAAAUGCUCAUAUCCCUAGCAGAAGUGGACUACUUCUACAUCAAUGCCAUCACUCUGGGGAUUGUAAGCGUGGCUUUUCUCGUCUCCUUCUGGUUGCCCAUGCCGCAGAGGAGCCUGUUCUUCAAAGGGAAAAAGGAUGCAGCUGAGGGCUCGCAGUCCCAGCGGGAGGGGCAGCUGGGAGCCUACAGGCCUGAGGAACCAGUGACGGAUGUGGAUGAAGUUGGCUUGGGGAAAGAGAAGAUGGAGCAUAAUGGCAGCGCUGGCUGGUGUAGCAGGGAAAAUGUGGCCACUGCAGGCCAUCUACUUUGGCAGAGCUUCAGGGAGUCUUAUUCUUCCAGGCAUUGUCUUUUUCUGCACUUAAUCUACUGGUCCCUGUGGUGGGCUCUGGCCACAUCAGGUUACGUGCAGAUUUUCAACUACAUCCAGCUUAUGUGGAACCAUAUAGAACCCUCUACUACAUCAUCAGUGUACAACGGGGGCGUGGAGGCGGUUUGCUCUCUUGUGGGGGCUGCAGCUGCCUUCUCCGUGGGACACAUCAAAGUACCAUGGGCUGUGUGGGGAGAGCUGGCGUUGGGAUUGUUCUCAGCCAUAGGGACGUGUGCUGUGUUUCUGAUGGCCCUCACCAGCAGCAUCUGGGCAUCCUAUGGUGGUUAUGUCAUAUUCAAGUCCUGCUACAUGCUUCUCAUUACCAUCACAACAUUUCAGAUUGCCUCCAACCUCUCCAUGGAGUGCUACGCUUUGACAUUCGGGAUCAACACCUUUGUAGCCCUGUCGCUGCAAACCAUCAUUACAGGCAUAUUUGUGGAUGAAGCUGCACUGGGACUCGAUAUUGUGACACAGUUCAUCAUCUACGGCAGUUACUAUGCUGCUAUCUCGGUCCUCUUUCUGAUUCGAGGGACCUACACGGCCUGUGUAAGUCGAUGCGGUCCUGACCUCUCUGAAACCAAGGAGCUAGAGUCCAAUGUGGAGGUGAUCUCUGCUGAACGUCUCUGAACAAAGUCAACUAACUAAAUGAACAGCUGAUGGUUCCUUUUGUCUAUGGAGAAUAAAAUAAUCCUACAUCAACA